Diplodia corticola is the source of this 435-nucleotide messenger RNA. Its product is annotated as calcofluor white hypersensitive protein. Lineage: Eukaryota; Fungi; Ascomycota; Dothideomycetes; Botryosphaeriales; Botryosphaeriaceae. The transcript has 3 exons. The record is from RefSeq and is a predicted model, not a curated record. The coding region runs from base 1 to 435 and encodes 144 amino acids.
AUGGCUACUCGCAGAGGCUCGCGAACCAUCGGCAUUUACGGCGGCCUAGCCGCAGCUGGCGGUAUCGGAUACUACCUUUACCAGGCCGGCGGCAGCCCCAAGCUGGCUGAGAAGGAGUUUGAGCACGACGCCUCGCGCCUGUCGUCGAAGAUCAAGGGCGAGCUCCCUGGCCGGGAAAAGGAAGCCAAGACUAGUGCAAAGGUGCUGGGGGAGGAGGCGGGCCAGACGGUUGAUAAGACGAUCGCCGAAGCGAAGGCUACGACGAGCAAGAUCGACGAGAAGCUGGAGGCCUACCGUGCUCAAGCUGACAAGAAGAUUGGAGACGUCUCCACGCAGACGGCCAAGGACCUACACUCGGCCGUGGACAGGUUCGACAAGACUGUCGAGGACAAGGCAGCCCAGUCGAAGAGUUGGCUGUCUGGGUGGUUCAAAUGA